AGAAGCGCGUCUCAUUGGUUAAGCACGGUCCGGGCGCGCUUGUCCGUGGUGGGAAAUGCAGUGGCGUUCCUGCUAUUGUUUGUGAAGGGUAAUCGGACUUCUCGGGCACGCAAAAGGGGAAGGCAAAUUUCAAGUAAAAAAAUUAAACAGAUAUAGAAAAAUUAACUUUCGACUUAAACAAUUUCAAUCGCAACUCGGCUUCACUCUCGCUCGCUCGCUCCACGAUGAGCGGCGGAGCGCGCCCGCUGCGGCCUGCGGAAGCGGCGCUGCCCCUGCUGCUCUCUCCGCCGCCGCCGCCGGGCAAAGCAGGCAACGUCGAGGCUCAGGUAAAGUGCCCGGGGCCUGGUAGGCCCAAGCAGGGUCCACCAGGAGCCGUGGUCUAUCUACUGUUGGACGAAGGCCUCGUCAUUAGCCGUGAUCCACUGCUGGAUGAAGGCCUUCCCAUCAUCAGCCGUGGUCUAUCCACUGUUGGACGAUGGCCUCGUCAUUAGCCGUGAUCCACUGCUGGAUGAAGGCCUUCCCAUCACCAGCCGUGGUCUAUCCACUGUUGGACGAUGGCCUCGUCAUUAGCCGUGAUCCAUUGCUGGAUGAAGGCCUUCCCAUCAUCAGCCGUGCUUCAACUCCUGCGCCGCCUGCAAGAGUUCCCCGAGUCCUUCCUGCCACCAGCGCAGCAGCAGCAGCAGCAUUGUCGUCAUCAUCCGCAUCAUCAUUGUCAGGAGGUGGAGGAUCAUGGAACACCGGGUGACUGGCAGGGGACCCAGAAACUCAUCGCUGCUCUGCUGUCGUUGGUGUCCUCUCCGUCGACAUCGUCGUCGUCGCCAGCAAACCUCGAGUUGCGCGUGCACGCCACGCUGGCGCUCACCACGCUGCUGGUGCUGUCGCAGCCCCCAGCGAAUGACGGCUCCGGCGACGACGGAGACGAUGAUCGGCGGGCGGCGGCGGCGGCGGCCCUCGCUCACGCGCUGUCUCAAACCGCGUUCCACCCUGCUGCAGCUCGUGGCCAGCUCGCAACACCAGCAGAAGCGCCAGCAGCAGCAGCAGCAGCAGCAGAAGAGGGGAGGUGCGGAGCGUGGAGCCGUUGUCCCGGCGCCCCUGAGGAGGGUCGCUCUGGAGGGCCUUGUGGAGCUCGAGGCCGCCUUCCCCGGGCUGCUCUGGGAGGAGCGGCGAGCAGCUGAAGGCGCUGGCAGCCGGGACGACGGUGGGCGUGGCGGCACUGUCGGCGCUCGUGCUCGCCAACGGACACAGCUGCCGGCGGCGGCGGGAUCGCGACGGGCGUCGUCGGCGGCGGCGGCACCUCGACCGCUACCGCUGC
Petromyzon marinus (sea lamprey) is the source of this 1312-nucleotide messenger RNA. Lineage: Eukaryota; Metazoa; Chordata; Hyperoartia; Petromyzontiformes; Petromyzontidae. The record is from RefSeq and is a predicted model, not a curated record.